Molecule: messenger RNA, 2025 nt
Organism: Aphanomyces astaci
Lineage: Eukaryota; Oomycota; Saprolegniomycetes; Saprolegniales; Verrucalvaceae
Product: 18S rRNA biogenesis protein RCL1
Exons: 6
Coding region: 14-1159 (381 amino acids)
Biological process (GO): ribosome biogenesis; endonucleolytic cleavage of tricistronic rRNA transcript (SSU-rRNA, 5.8S rRNA, LSU-rRNA)
Cellular component (GO): nucleolus
Molecular function (GO): RNA endonuclease activity
Source: RefSeq, a predicted model, not a curated record
GUCCUGCAACAUCAUGAGCAUGAAGGUCGUGAACCCAUCCAAGGGCUCUGAAAGUGCCGGCAAUUCCGCGUCCUUCUCUUCGUCUGGAGGUACCCUCAAGUUCAAGGGAUGCGCGCACUUUCGGCAGCGAUUGAUCUGCGCGACCCUGAGUGGCCGUCGCAUUCGGAUCGACAACAUCCGUGGGGACAGCGAAGAGCCCGGGAUCACCGAGUUUGAAGCCAACUUUCUGCGCCUGUUGGACUCGAUCACGAAUGGCAGCCAGAUUGAAAUCAAUGAAACCGGUACCGUGCUCAAGUACACGCCUGGGUUCAUCGUUGGUGGCACCAUCGAGCACGACUGCGGCACGAAGCGUGCAAUCGGAUGGUUCCUCGAAGCCCUGGUCGCCCUCGCGCCGUUUGCCAAGCGUCCGCUUGUGGCCACGUUGAAAGGCAUCACGAACGAUGACGUCGAUGCUUCUGUCGACUUCUUCAAAGCAGUCACAAUCCCGCUUAUCAAGCAAUUUGGAUUGGACGAAGGCCUUGACUUCAAGGUGAAGAAGCGAGGAGCGCCCCCUCUUGGUGGCGGCGAAGUCAUCUUCCGAUGCCCCACCGUCCGCCAACUCAAGUCGAUCCACUUGAUCGACGAAGGCUUCAUCAAGCGCAUUCGUGGCGUUGCCUACUGCACGCGUGUGUCGCCUCAGACGGCCAACCGCAUCGUCGACACGUCCCGUGGCCUGUUCAACAAGCUCCUGCCAGAUGUGUACAUUUACUCGGAUCAUUAUCGCGGCACCGACUCAGGCUUGUCCCCAGGGUACGCCUUGUCGUUGGUGGCCGAAUCUACCACGGGGGUGCUCCUCGGCGCGGAAACCGCCGCCACCAGUGGCAGUUUGCCCGAGGACGUGGCGUCGAUGGCAUCGCAUUUGCUGUGCGAGGAGAUUCAAAAAGGCGGGUGUGUCGACACUUCCAACCAGUGCCUGGCGUUGCUGCUCAUGACGUUAUCCCCUGAAGACGUGUCCAAGGUCCGUUUUGGCAAACUCACCCCCUACAGCAUGCAAUACUUGCGCCACCUGCGGGAUUUUUUCGGCGUAACGUUCAAAAUCAAGGCCGACCACGACUCGAAAUCGGUGCUGUUGUCGUGUCUGGGCAUUGGGUUCAAAAAUUUAUCGAAAAAAGUCACAUAAUAUAUAUAUGUAUCUUAAUUGCCGUCCCAUGCUCGAGUCUGUAUGUUGGGAGUUAUCAUCUACUUGCGCUUUGUGCGCUGGGCCUUCAUGGUUUCCUUGGUCGGGGGUUUCUUUCGCUUGGGCUUGGCCGACGUUUCCAACGGCGUGACCUUUUUGCCCUGCACUUUGGCUUUGAGAUUCAAACGCGCGCUGACCAUCCAUUUCAGCGCAACCGCCGUCGACGCUGCAUUCAGACGCACGGGGCGAUUCGCCCAGAUGGCCCCACGCGUCGCCACGUCAUCGUCGUCGUCGCUCACGUUUGCGACGGCGCGACGCUUGCCGGUCUUGCCAAACACACGAUCUUGGCCGAGGCGGUACCACUUGAGCAUGAGGGCGCGGGAGGCCGCGGUUAGGUACACCUGUCCAAAGCCGAGAGUGGCGGCGGCUUCGUCGUCGUCGGCGUGGUCGCCGGUGGAGCCGAGCGCGGGCAUGCGCAUCUCGAGUUUUUGCUUGGCGAGGCAGCUGAGACACAGCGUUUUGAACUUUUGGUGCUGUGCAAAGUACUUUUUCCACUCGGCCACGUCGAAUUCGUCGCUUGGAAACGAACGCUCAAACUUGUCGCCCAUGACUUCGAUGGGAAUGACCAUUUCGACCUGGAGUUGCCGCCGACUCAGGCAGCUUUCGCACUCGACUUUGCGAGCGGCGUUGAUCAGCGGCUGCACCGCCAGACGUAGCCGUAGCCUCCGCCUCGCCUUGGCUAGCCACAGGCGAAUGAGGUCGCGAGAUGGCGCGUUCAGUGACACAGGCCCAAAAUGCGGCUUGCCGUCUACGUAGACAAGUCAAGUGAUUAGACACUUCGGAAUCGUAGUGAUACAGUAGAACGGCAC